CAUUUUCCUCCCUUGUCUUGGUGACUUUUCUUCCACUACCUAGGUACUUUUGUUUUUUUGUCAUCUCAGUCAUUGAACUAUUGACUGACGUGAGAAUGGAAUCUCUAGUUUCGAUUUUGCUCAUUUCCUGUUUCUUUCCCCCUCCCUUGUCUUGGCGACUUUUCUUCGACACCCUUUAUUCUUUCUUAGGCGCGUUUCACAUUCUUCCAGGAUAUCAUCCAUUAUUGCUAUGUCUUGGUGACUUUUCUUCCACUACCUAGGUACUUUUGUUUUUUUGUCAUCUGUCAUUGAACUAUUGACUGACGUGAGAAUGGAAUCUCUAGUUUCGAUUUUGCUCAUUUCCUGGUUCUUUCCCCCUCCCUUGUCUUGGCGACUUUUCUUCGACAUCCUUUAUUCUUACUUAGGCGCGUUUCACAUUCUUCCAGGAUAUCAUCCAUUAUUGCUAUUUAAGAAACAAAAACCUUUUCUUUGUAAAUAUCACUUCUGUUAGAGCUCAUAAAGCAAGCAAGCAAGGGUUUUCAAACUAUGGCUAUAGAUUUGCAGAACAAGCCAGAGCAAACUGAAUAUUUAGAUUCUCAUACCAAGCCACGGUUCAGUGUUGGUCUGGAACUAGCAACUUUGAUUACUUCCUGCGGGAUCCUUGACAGGGCUUGGCAAGGGAUAUAUAAUGUUUCCAAAAAUAAUGUAGACUUUUUUUCUCAGACUGAAAUUGAAGGUGUAGCAUAUGUGACCUUCCCUUCAUUUUCUACAAAAGAUUUCAUUGCCACAGAUAGUAGAUAUGGAGAAUACAAUAUCCAGAAAGAGGAAAUCUUCUCUCCCUGCCUCAGGGGUGAUGCUGAUAAGCCGGCCUUUGUUCACAAGGGGGCUUUCGACCGAUUCCAGCGUAUUCUGGAAAGUUCAGAUUUCAAAGACAAGAUAGAAGGUUUAAAGUCACAAGCCAUUAUAUUUGUGGGCCAUUCCAUGGGAGGUGCAGUUGCAACCCUGGUCACUCUCUGGUAUCUACAAAAUAAGGCGAGGCACAAGUCUUCUUGUUUCUGCAUCACAUUUGGUUCUCCUUUGGUCGGAAAUGCUAUACUUGGGGAGGCAACUGGGCGUGAAGGUUGGACGGGAAAAUUUUGUCAUGUUGUCUCCAAGUAUGAUAUUGUUCCUAGGAUGCUCCUUGCACCAUUUGAAUCAAUCGCCGAGCCUUUAAGCGCACUUGUGCAUCAUUGGAGGAGAAUAAUGGCCAGUGACUCUGAUGCUGUGACACUUCCUUGUAUACCACUCAGUCUUCUUGAAGUAGUCCUAAAUUGCACAUCUACUAUAGCAAAUAAUUAUCCAGGAGAGUCUGGUGUUACAAGCCCGUAUAGACCCUUUGGUACUUAUAUGCUUUGUUCAACCCAAGGUGCGGUUAGUGUUGAAGACUCUGAAGCUGCCCUGAAGAUGCUGUAUUUUACCAUGCAAGGAAUGCAUUCUUGUCAGCUUGCAGGAACCUGUGCUUUAUAUCACACAGGUUAUCGCCAAAUUUUGGAAGCUAUUACCAAAGACUUGCUAAACGUGAGGCCAAUUACAGAUAUUGACAGAGACUCUUUCGAGAUGGGAAUAGUACUGGAAUCGGAAGCAAUGGCUAUUGGACCCCAGGAGAACCCUCAGGCAUCCAGUGCACUCAGAGAAGCUGGAGAGAAGAAAAAUAAGCAAGAUAUGAACAUUGAGAAACUAAAUAACGAGUUGAGUGAAAUGCAAAGUUACAUGGCAGAGGUGGAAUGGUACAAAGCACUUUGUAAGAAGGGCUCUGGCUACUAUGAUUCUUUCAAAAAUGUUUCAGAAAAGCGAGAUAUUCGUGUAAAUCUGCUUCGAGAGAAGUUGACAACAUUCUGGCAGGAUAUUGUUGAAAAGGAGGAGAAGCAUGUAUUACCCAGUGACUUCAGAUGCCAAAAUAAAUGGAUCAAUGCUGGCACCGCAUAUAGAAGACUUGUAGAGCCUCUUGACAUUGCACACUACUAUCAUAUGCGGAAGGAUUCCAAAAAAUAUCUUUCAAAUGAGGUGAGACCCUACCAUCACAGAGUUUUGGAGAAAUGGAUGGAUGAAAAAGAACAAACUCGCACUGGUAGACCUAAGAAGAAUCGCAUAAACUUUGCAUCCUUAACUCUGGACUCCUGUUUUUGGGCUCGUUUAGAGGAAGCUAAUCGAGCUUUGACAAGUCUCCCGCAAGAGCAAGAACAACAUCAAGUCAUGAAUGACUCACUGCGAGAAAGCCGAGAGUUUGAAAAACAUAUAUGCAAUAUGAUCAGAGACAAAAGCAUUUCUGAAGAAGUUUUCUUAAAGGAGAGUAGCUUGAUGAUUUGGUGGGAACAAUACAUUAGCUAUCUGCAAGAUUAUUUCCCACAAUGGAUGUCAGGCUUUCCUACAGAACCUAUCUGCAACUUCAUGAAAAGUGUUUUUGGCUCAUGGGAUUUGGCACAAGGCUUUGGUAAAUUUUGUCUUCUUCCAUUGAUAGCAGCUAUGGAGUCUACAGUUGAAAAUUAUCUGAUGGGUUUUUUUGGCAAAUUGUCAUAUGGGCUCUAUGCAAAACUAAUAUUAUAUGUGUUGUGACUGCAUUUUGUAUGUGGUUUUGGACGGAGUGCAUAAAAUGAUUCGUUAGAUAUUAUAGGUUUAUUUUAUGAGCUGUGACUGGAGGUUUUCUUCCCAGGAUUCUUUCCUCCGGUAUGCUCUU
Messenger RNA from Cryptomeria japonica (Japanese cedar), 2692 nucleotides. RefSeq names its product protein EDS1B. Lineage: Eukaryota; Viridiplantae; Streptophyta; Pinopsida; Cupressales; Cupressaceae. The transcript is spliced from 5 exons. Gene Ontology annotation, biological process: lipid metabolic process. The record is from RefSeq and is a predicted model, not a curated record. Bases 526 to 2571 code for a protein of 681 amino acids.